Molecule: messenger RNA, 3185 nt
Organism: Columba livia (rock pigeon)
Lineage: Eukaryota; Metazoa; Chordata; Aves; Columbiformes; Columbidae
Gene: PPAN
Product: peter pan homolog
Exons: 14
Coding region: 115-3072 (985 amino acids)
Biological process (GO): rRNA processing; ribosomal large subunit assembly; G protein-coupled receptor signaling pathway
Cellular component (GO): membrane; preribosome, large subunit precursor
Molecular function (GO): G protein-coupled receptor activity; rRNA binding
Source: RefSeq, a predicted model, not a curated record
GUGGAGAACAGGCCGCGUCACCAUGGCAACGGCGCGGCAAGGACCGGCCGGAAGUGACGCGACGGAAGUAGCCGGAAGUGCCGGUGACCGCAUGGUGGCGGCGGCGGCGGCGGGAUGGGGCGGCCGGGCAAAAGCAAGCACCAGAAGAAGGAGCGCGCGGCCGCGCGGCACCAGGCCCAGCAGGACUUCGCCACCGUCCCCCACUCCUUCGUCUUCCACCGCGGGCGCGGCGGCAGAAACCUGCGGCAGCUGGUGGGCGACGUCAGGAAGGUGAUGGAGCCUUUCACCGCCAGGGCCCUCAAGGUGCGCAAGAACAACUCCCUGAAGGACUUUGUGGCGGUGGCCGGACCCUUGGGGGUCACACACUUCCUGGUUUUCAGCAAAUCCUCCUCCAGCAUCAAUUUUAAACUUUUCCGCCUGCCCGGGGGCCCGACAUUGACGUUCAAGGUGCUGCAGUACUCGCUGAUCAAGGACGUGGUGUCGUCCCUCAAGCGGCACCGCAUGCACGAGCAGCAGUUCACCCACCACCCCCUCCUGGUCCUCAGCAACUUCGGCCUCCAGCAGAUCCAGGUCAAGGUCAUGGCCAGCAUGUUCCAGAACAUGUUCCCCUCCAUCAACGUCCACAGGGUCAACCUCAACAACAUCAAGCGCUGUUUGCUCAUCGCCUACAACGCGGAGACUCAGCAGCUCGAUUUCAGGCACUACAGCGUGAAGGUCGUUCCCGUGGGCGUCAGCAAAGGCCUCAAGAAGCUGCUGCAGGAGAAGUUCCCCAACAUGAGCCGCCUGGAAGACAUCAGCGAACUGCUGGUCAAGGACAUCAACCUCUCGGAGAGCGAAGCCGAGCAGGAUGGGACCCACAACACGCUGGAGCUGCCGCAGGCGUACGCCGGCCGCGGCAACAUGAAGGCGCAGCAAAGCGCCGUGCGCCUCACCGAGAUCGGCCCCCGCAUGACGCUGCAGCUCGUGAAGGUCGAGGAGGGGCUGGCGCAGGGCAACGUCCUCUACCACAGUUUUGUGCACAAGACGGAGAGCGAGGUGCGGGAGAUGCUGGCGCGGAAGGAGGCGAAGCUGCGGCUCAAGGCGGAGCGGCGGCACAAGCAGGAGGCGGACGUGGAGCGCAAGCGGCGGCAGCGCGAGGCACAGAGGGAGAAGAGCCUGGCCGGGAUGCGGCGGAAACGGCAACAGGACGGUGACAGCGACGCCGAGGACCCCGGCGCGCCGGAGCAGCCGGAGGCGGCCGAGCAUUCAGAGAGCGACAACGAUGCCGAAUAUUACCGGGAGGAGGUGGGCGAGGAGCCCGACAAAGAUCUCUUCCCCAAGCGGAAGCGAAGCUCCUCGGGCGCUGCGCCCCUGCGGAAGCGCCGCCGGCGCAGCCGACCGGAGGAUCCCGGCACCGCGGCGCCGGGGAAGGGAGACGCGGCGCGGAGGGACCCGCUGCACCGCGGCGGUGCCGGGAAGGGGGCGACGGGGCGCAAAGCGCGCCGAAGAACCCAACGGCCGCAGCGGGGGGGGAGCGAUGGCGGCGCCACGAGGCCGAAGGGCAGAGGGAAGGUGCUGAUGAAGGGGAAGCUGAUUUUCCGGCGGCCGGGCCGUGCCAAGGGGAAGCGCAGGAAAUGGGCCCCCCCUGUGCAAUACACGGUGUGGAAUGGCGCCUGUGGCUCUGCUGGUUUUUGGGGGCGUUGUGGGGUGUGGCUGUCGCCGAACCCCGUGACUCCGGUUGCUCAGGCAGCCCCUGCCUGCGUGGGCUGGAGGUUCCGGGUGACAAGGGGAAGUGCCACCCCCUGCCAGCCUGUUGUCCCCAUAGCGGGACAGGGGGUGGCCCUGGGACUGUCACCGAGGGGAAGGACAGGAGAGGACGCGCAGCCGGAGGAUCUCUACCUGCACCCCAAGAGUCCUGCCUGCAGCUGGGAUCUCUACCUGCACCCUGAGAUCCAGGCAAAGGCCGCCCAACGGGCCACAUCCUGUCCCAAAAGGCACAAGGUCUCGCUCGCGGCACAAGGCUCAACCAAACCCUCCCCACCGCGUCACCGGCAACUCCACCCACUUCCCUGCCCGCAACCACAACCCCGCAGUCGGGGGGCGACCAGCAGGACCCCCCGGCGCGUCCCCCUCGCCAUGGCGGCUCCGCUCACCCGCUGCGGCAACUUCAGCGCCAUCCAGGAGUCUCUGUGGCCGGUGCUGGCGGCACAAUUCCCUCCGGCGCUGCUGGGCAACGCCGCGGCCGUUUACCGCUUGGCCGCCGCGGCGCGCUCCUGGCACAGCGGCUCCGUCUACUCCUUCCACCUGGCGCUCAGCGGGCUCCUCUACUCCCUGUCGCUGCUGUUUUUAGCCGCGUAUUAUUACCCGCCCAAGGAUUGGCGCUACGGCGCGGCGCUGUGCAAGCUCGAGCGCUUCCUCUUCAACUGCAACCUCUACGGCGGCACCUUCUUCCUCGCCUGCAUCAGCCUCAACCGCUUCCUCGCCAUCGUGCACCCGCUGCGGACGCGCGGGCGGCUGCACCGCCGGGGCGCCCAUGCGCUGAGCGCGGCCGUUUGGGCGCUCGCCGCGGCGCUUUCGGCGCCCACCUUGUUCUUCACCGAACUGCGGGAGGCCGGGGAAGGCGCCACGGAGUGUUUGGGGAGCGCGACGCCGGAGCGGUUGCCGCGGUUCUACCCGUACAGCCUGGCCAUAGCGGCGCUGGGCUGCGCGCUGCCGUUCCUCCUCACCGCCGCCUGCUACGCCGCGGUUCUCCGCACCGUUUGGCGCAACCGUCACCUCGGCCCGGUGGAGAAGCGCAAAGUGGGGUUGUUGGUGGGUGCCGGGGUGGCUCUUUACGCCUUUUCCUACCUCCCGUACCACAUUUUCCGGAACCUCAACCUGCGGCGGCGUUUGCUGGCACCCGGCGCGGAGAAUUGCGGCGUAUCCAGAGCCGUUCACGCCGCCGCGCAGGUCUGCAAGAUCCUGGUGAACCUCAACGUCUGCCUGCAGCCGCUGCUCUACGCCGCGCUGCCCGACAGCACGCCGAGCUGCUGCGGUGCCACCAACGCCGCCGGCGAGCGCGCCGAGCACGCCGAGAUGCGCCCGGUGGCCUAAAAACACCCCAAAGUGGCCGCGAUGGGGGUCGGCGCGGCGAUUGGGUGCGUUGUGCUCCCGGCAAGGGCUGGGGGAACGUGGGAAAGUGGUGAUUAAAGCCGAAAGGGAAAGUG